Molecule: messenger RNA, 1596 nt
Organism: Colletotrichum paranaense
Lineage: Eukaryota; Fungi; Ascomycota; Sordariomycetes; Glomerellales; Glomerellaceae
Exons: 7
Coding region: 1-1596 (531 amino acids)
Molecular function (GO): monooxygenase activity; iron ion binding; heme binding
Source: RefSeq, a predicted model, not a curated record
AUGUUCUCGACUGUUUGGGCCUGGGUCCUUCUAUGCGGCGUUGCUGCUGCCCUCGCGUAUCGCCGAUCAGUUUCGAAGCUGUCUGGAAUCCCCUUGGUUGGAUUCGAAGUCAAAGACCCUAAACAACGAAAAAGCCAAUACACCUUCAAUGCUCCCGGUAUUGUGCAGACAGGAUACAAAAAGUUCAAAGACAGAAUCUUUGGCGUGGAUACAGCAGAUGGUGUCAAACUCAUCUUUCCGCAUCAAUAUGUGGACGAAAUCUCGAAAGAGCCAGGACUUAGCUUCCAAAACUCCCUCGACGAAGAUUUGUUGAUCGAUUACACGUACAUGGGCGGACUGAAGCAGUUCGCAUUGUCUACUUUCAAGCGAGAAAUCACACCUCAUCUUCCCAUGUUCAUUCCUGACUUCAUUUCACUUAUUGACGGUUAUAUCCCCAACGCACUCAUUGAAUCAGAAGGCAAGUUGCGUAUACAUUCUCUCCAACUAGCCUACCACUUACAACAACACCUGACUAACGUACCUUCAUUACCGAUAGAAUGGGCUUCGGUCAACAUCUAUCCGAAAAUGCUUCGUAUGCUCGGCAUAAUAACAGCAAGAGUCAUGAUUGACAGUGAUGCCCCUCACAAUGAGACUUGGGUCACUCUGACCACCGAGUAUCUGCAUGCUGGGGUAAGGCACGCGCAUGCUUUGAAGUUCUGGCCCCCAAUGCUAAGGCCGGUCGUUCAUCGAUUUGUGCCAGGAUACGCUGAGGUUCAGAGGCAACUCAACCUCGGAAGGUCUAUAGUUGUCGACGCUAUCCGCAAAAUUGAUGAGCGAGAGAAGAACGGCGUUCCAGAGCGUCAGCCGACGAGUGUGCUUUACCAUAUGUCUCGCAAGGCACCAGGUGCUUCUUCCGCGGUCAUUGACAUGCAUCUCAAGGAGCAGCUGAAUCUUGCUGUGGGAGGAAUACACACCACCUCCGCCGUGCUCACCCAGACGCUUUUCGAGCUUUCGGCACAUCCAGAGUAUAUCCCAGAAUUGAGGAAAGAGGUGAUUGAUACUUUGGUCAAAUUCAAUGGGGAAUUCUCGAAAGCUGCUUUGUGGGACAUGCACAAGUUGGACAGUUUCAUUCGCGAGACUCAUCGCCUGAACUCGCCGAACCUCACAACUUUACAGAGACGCGCUACCCAAGAUGUUACUCUCUCAGACGGUACCUUCAUCCCGAGUGGUACAAAGCUCGAGUUUCCGACGUUCGCCAUCCACCGUGAUAGUGAGUUCUUCGUUGACGCUACUGAGUUCGACGGAUUCAGAUUCUUGAAAUUGCGUCAAGAAGAUGACAAAGAUGGCGGAAAGCAUCACUAUGUCAGCGCUCGCAGAGAUAUGUUGGGCUGGGGUUUUGGCAAGACGGCAUGUCCUGGGCGAUUCUUAGCCGAUAUCGAGAUAAAGCUAAUUGUCGCGUUCAUCCUGAUGAACUACGAUAUCAAGAACCCGGAUGGCCAAGACAGACACGCGCAUGUUCAUUUUGAGAAUCAGGUUUUCCCUGACCCCGUCAACCCAGUGCUCAUGAAGAAGAUUCUGCGUGAGGACAUUGACGAAAAUGGUCAUGUGAGACAGUAG